Molecule: messenger RNA, 746 nt
Organism: Linum tenue
Lineage: Eukaryota; Viridiplantae; Streptophyta; Magnoliopsida; Malpighiales; Linaceae
Source: the annotation of a GenBank genome assembly
GUUAUUUCUGUGCGUAUACCUCCUCCAGCUUCCCUCUUCCAGAAGCGAAUCCCUUCCUCGAGUCCCCCUCUCGCCCGCCGCCACCAGCCACCGUCGUUCAACUCAUCCCUCGCUGAGAGCCAGAUUCAUAUCGGCAGUUGGGUAAAAGAACGGCGGGCGGCAAGAUGAGAAAAGAGAAGACCAAGGCGCCGCCGACGGAGUGCCACUACCAAGGAGGAAUAUCGUUCCACAAAUCCAAUGGCCAGCACAUCCUCAAGAACCCUAUGCUGGUCGACAGCAUAGUACAGAAGUCCGGCAUCAAGAGUACCGACAUCAUUCUCGAGAUUGGUCCCGGUACCGGAAAUCUCACCAAGAAGCUGCUCGAGGCCGGCAAGUCCGUCAUCGCCGUCGAGCUCGACUCUCGCAUGGUGCUCGAGCUUCAGCGCCGCUUUCAGGGGACUCCUUUCUCUAAUAAGCUUAAGCUUGGUUUCAGGGAUUUCACUCAAAGCCCCUCCGAACUUGGAAUCCUUGCUUCAUCCUGCCUUGAAAGGUCGCCCUUGAUUAUAUAUUUUAGGUCGUGCUAGGUUUUGGAUAUUACUGUCAGGUAAGAAUAAGCAUACUAUAGUAGCGAUUGCAAUGAAGAAGAUAGUGAGUUGGGUUUCUGGUACUUGUAAUGGGCUUAUCGGCUCACUUAAACAAAUCACAACCGAUGUAGCCUUCUUUGCCGAUUUGUUGUUUCGAAUUAAGAAUCUUCAGUUUUAGAGCUA